Molecule: messenger RNA, 1584 nt
Organism: Plasmodium vivax (malaria parasite P. vivax)
Lineage: Eukaryota; Apicomplexa; Aconoidasida; Haemosporida; Plasmodiidae
Exons: 1
Coding region: 550-1584 (344 amino acids)
Biological process (GO): tRNA processing
Cellular component (GO): nucleolar ribonuclease P complex
Molecular function (GO): RNA binding
Source: RefSeq, a predicted model, not a curated record
AAAAUGUGAGGUCAUUUGGGGAAACGCGGCGUAAUCAGAGCAGUCAUUCAUUUUAUUAUUUUUUUUUUGCCCCCCCCCUCUCACCCGUUACGUUUGACUUUAAAGAAGGGACAUACCAAACCAGUAGGCCUUCCUACAUAGAUGGUGCUCCGUGUGAGGGUCCCACCCAGUUUUUUUUAUACUUCCCCCUUUUUUUUGUGAAAAUACAAGUUGGGGGAGUGACCCAUGUGGGGCGGAAAAAAGGAGGAUCCCAAAAAACAGCUCGAUUGAAAUUGCUGCUAUGUGAAAAAAGGUUGCAUAGUGUAGAGGGAGGCGGUUUUUAUAAUGCUCCAUUGGGGUUGCCAUCAUCAUCAUGGUUUCCAUAAUCAGCAGCGUCCCCAUCUGCAUUGCGUUCCCACCUACGUUCCGUUUGCACGUGAGAAGGCCCCCCCUUCUGUAAAAUGAAGACCUCUCAUCUGUGCGCGGGUGGAGCUGACAGCGUAGAAAGAGAUUCGCUCCCCGUGCUGUAGACGCCUACCCCCACAGUGGACGCCCAUCCUGGUAUACAAAAUGUACGUCGAUUUGAAUUUGAAAUUCUCCUCAGCAAAGAAGGCCAAGGCGAUGGUUGCCAAGGCGCUCAACGUGGGGUUCAGCAUCGUAGCAGUGAGUGUACAAUAUGAGGAAGACAAUAAGGCCAUUCCAUCUGAACCGUUUAAAAUAGUAAAUUGCUUCGUGGGUAGUGAAAAUGGGAAGGAGAAAACGAAUGGGAAGAGCUGCUCUGGGAAUUAUUUUGUUGACCGAUUGGAUAAGGAAGAAGAACUACGUGAGCAGCUCGUCCAGAUGAGUUCCAACCAGGAGGGGAACUACAUUUUAGUGAAUCGACCCAACUCGCUAAGCGUUAAAAAUGUGUGUGCGGAUUUUAUAAUGCGUGGGAAUUGCCCCCUGCCGACGAGGGAGGAGUUGAACGGGUUAAGGGACCGCCUAAUGGGUGCCAGCAGCGGUGGAAGUAGUAGUGGCAGUGCCAGUGGCAGUACCGCUGCCAACACCCGCCGAGGCGUCUCCCUCGCCAAUAACACAAACACCCACGUGCUGAGGAGAGUCAACAUAAAAUACCAAGACGCAGUCAUGAUGGAGCACUACAGCACGUUUGUAAAAAACAGCAACUUUGACAUUGUGGCCAUCGAAGUUAGCUCGGCAGAUGAAAUCAAUUCAGUCGCCAUGAAAUUGGACUGUGACAUUAUAUUUUUUAAUAUGAGCCAUACCUUUGCUGUACUGAAAAAAUCUGAUGUGCAGAGUGCCCUAGAUAGGGGGAUCUUCUUCGAAAUAUCCUCCCUUGCCGCACCAAGUGAGGAAGCCCAUUACUAUCAUGCAGCCAUAAACAUUUGCAGCCUCUUCUCGAUCGUCCCCUUUGGCAGAAUCAUCGUUUCCUCCGGGGCGCUCACAGACAUGCAAGUGGUGGAACCCCUCAACUUGCUGCGACUCUUUUUUAACUUCCACAAGAUUUCCUACAAGGACCUAAUCGGGUGCCUCACCACCACGCCGAUUGCCUGUGUGCAGCGCGCCUCCGUGCGAAAGAGCCUCAACACGGCGGUGUUUCAGCGGUAG